Cutaneotrichosporon cavernicola is the source of this 792-nucleotide messenger RNA. RefSeq lists its product as uncharacterized. Bases 1 to 792 code for a protein of 263 amino acids. The record is from RefSeq and is a predicted model, not a curated record. The transcript has a single exon. NCBI's taxonomy places the organism in Eukaryota, Fungi, Basidiomycota, Tremellomycetes, Trichosporonales, Trichosporonaceae.
AUGAAGUUUACUACUUUUGCCCUCUUCACCGCCCUCGCGGCCGUCGUCACCGCCGCCCCCACCCCCGAGGCUUACCGCGGCGGAAACCGCCACGGUCACAAGUACGGUGGCCAGCGCAAGUACGGCCACUCGCACAAGCAGCCCCAGGCAGACGCUCCCGCUACCACGGAUGAGUGGGACGAGAACGAGCCCUGCGUUGACGGCACGGCUCCCCCCGUCCUCAACAACAUUGCCACUCCCUCGUCGUCGUCGGCCAUCUCUUCGGCCUCGGCCGUCUCGUCGACCGCUGAGAAGCCUUCUUCGUCGUCGACUGAGGAGGCCAGCCCCACCUCGUCUGAGGAGGCUCCCAAGGAGACUCCCAAGUGGGACGAGGACAAGCCCGAGGACAAGCCUCAGGAGAAGCCUGCCAAGGAGGAGGACAAGCCCAAGGAGGUCGACAACGGCGGCGGCAAGGGCAUUGGCUCGAACGGCGGCCAGUCGGGCUUUGCGACUCGUUACUCUGUCAUGAACCCCUCUGAGAACCACGGCAUGAGCGGCCAGGUCGCUUGCUACACGCUCAACCGCAACUUCAACGACGGCGACCGCAUUGCCGCUGUCCCUAUCGGCCAGUUCAACCUCGACAUGUGCGGCAAGACGGUCAACGUCUGCGCCGAGAAGGGCUGCGUUGACGUCAUGAUUGUCGACUCGUGCGUCGGCGGUGGCUGCAAGGACCUCGACAUUACUCCCGCCGCGUUCGACGUCAUCACUGGCGACAACACUGGCAUUUACCCCAUUACCUACAAGUGGCUGUAA